Messenger RNA from Mycetomoellerius zeteki, 1566 nucleotides. Its product is annotated as dipeptidase 1. The record is from RefSeq and is a predicted model, not a curated record. The coding region runs from base 1 to 927 and encodes 308 amino acids. Gene Ontology annotation, biological process: proteolysis. Gene Ontology annotation, molecular function: metallodipeptidase activity. The transcript has 9 exons. NCBI's taxonomy places the organism in Eukaryota, Metazoa, Arthropoda, Insecta, Hymenoptera, Formicidae.
AUGAAUUUUUGGUCAGCCUACGUUCCUUGCGGUGCCGCUCAGUUAAAUGCAGUUCAACUCUCAUUGGAACAGAUUGACGUGAUUCGUCGACUCGCUGAAAUGAAUGCUCAACACUUAACCCUGGUUACCUCCGUCAAAGGUCUCAUCGAGGCGCAUAGAGAAGGCAAGAUCGCAAGUCUAAUCGGAGUAGAAGGUGGCCAUUCCUUGGGGAAUUCCUUGGGUGUCCUCAGGACGUUUUACGGUCUGGGAGCGCGAUAUCUUACUCUGACACAUGCGUGUGACACCUCCUGGGCAGUCUGUUCUGUUGGCGAGACGAACAACACUCAGGACUCCACGCCGGGCCUCAGCGAAUUUGGGAAAGCAGUUGUCAGGGAAUUGAACAGGCUGGGCAUGCUGGUCGAUCUCUCGCAUGUCUCGACAAGAACGAUGAGGGCGGCCCUGCAGACGACGAGGGCGCCGGUGAUCUUCUCGCACAGCGCUGCCAGGGCGCUGUGCAAUUCCACCAGAAACGUGCCGGACGACGUGCUCAGAAAUCUGGCUAAGAAUGGCGGAGUGGCGAUGGUCCCUUUUUAUACCUACUUCAUAACAUGCAACAGCACCGCUACUAUAAAAGACGUUAUUGCACACAUCAAUCAUAUUCGAAAGGUGGCGGGAAUCGAUCACGUUGGAAUCGGAGCGGGUUUCGACGGGAUAAAUUUUACUCCCACGGGUUUAGAGGAUGUCUCGAGGUAUCCGCAACUAUUGGCCACCUUGUUAGAGGAUCCUACAUGGACGGAGGAUGACAUCAAGAAACUAGCCGGCCUCAACUUACUGAGGGUAUUCGCCAAAGUCGAACAGGUUCGUGACGAGUGGCACAGAGCAGCGGUGUUACCUGUGGAAAAGAUCAGUCCACCAGACAACUCGGCCUGCGUUUACGGCGCGUCUUGAUCCUCUUUAAGGACAAUUGUGCCGGGAUUUCUCGACUUUGCGCGAUCGCCGAAGAUCCUGAGGAUGCUGCGGUAUUACUGGAGCCUGUAAGAGAACGCGUGUCUCGAAUCGCCAAAGGAUCCGUACAGUAAGAAAGCUUCACGGAUAUCUCUAAUGGAAACGACCGACCAAUCUACACCGAAAGAACUGCCGACUUUUACUUCAGGGACUCCGUCGCGCCUUAACGAGAGACGAAGAUUCAGCGCGGGAAUGCGACCGGUCCUUCGAAAUUAAUGGCGUUGAGGAUCCUUCCGAGACACCUUUGGGACGUGGCGAGCCCGUUCACCUGCGACUCCGUUUGAAAGAUCUCAAGCACCGUUAACGACAGUAAAUUGCGAUUGUAUUUGAGAAAUAAUUAUCCACCUCUUACAAGCAUCACUUAUUUUUGCGAUAUCUGAUGAAUUAGUAAUCUCAUAAUGUUAAAGAAAGAUUAAUGACUGUUUUUAACUCAGUAUUUCUUCCACGCUUGCAAAUUAUUGAGCAUAAUUUUGCGAUCAUUUGUCAGGCAUUUCCGUCCAGACUUCAAACUUGGCUUAAUAACACUUAUUUAUUUAUUUCGCAAUUUGCAUCACUAGCACGCGUUAAAGUGCAUAUUUUACA